CUCAACCUCCUCUCCAGUCAUGAACCCCCUGGUUGUUCUCAGCGCCCUGGUGGCGAUUGCCAGUGCCGCGCCCGGCAACUACGCCGCGCUCGGCUACUCCGGCCUCGGCUACACCGGCCUGGCGCACGCACACGGCUACGCCGCCGCUCCGGCUGUCGGCCUGGCCCACGGCUACGCUGCUGCCCCGGCCGCCGUCGCCUACAGCAACGUGAACGCCGCCGUGCCGGCCCCCCUGCCCACCAACGGCCUGUCGCCUGGUCUGCCGGCGCUGGUCAAGAAGACUGCCAUCUCCGCUGCCGGCCGUCCCGUCACCCGCAUCACGCCGCACAUCACCCGCGUGGAGCCUGAGAUCACGUACAAGAAGGUGGACGUGCCCGUGCCCGUGGCGCGCCCCGUGGCCGUGCGCCGCCCGGUGCCCGUGCCGGCCCCGUACGCCGUGACCCCGGUCGUCGAGACCACCGAGGUGGUGCAGCCCGUCGUGCAGCCCGUCGUCCGCCACGCCGUCACCGCCGUGCGCACCGCCCACGUGGCCGCCGCCCCCGCCGCCAUCGGCUAUGCCGGUGUGGCUCACGGCUACGCCGCCGCCGCCCCCGCCGCCGUCGGCUACAGCGGUCUGGCUCACGGCUAUGCCGCCGCCGCCCCCGCCGCCGUCGGCUACAGCGGUCUGGCCCACGGCUACGCCGCCGCCGCCCCCGCCGCCAUCGGCUACAGCGGUCUGGCUCACGGCUACGCCGCCGGAUACGCCGGUCUGGCUCACGGCUACUCCGGCCUGGUCCUCAAGGACGCCGCCGUCGAGAAGUCCGACUAAACGCUCCAGCUACCACCCGUUGGCGAAAAUUUCAGGCGUGCCUUUGAGUGAGAGACGCCUGAAUUGUCGCUGGUGCUGCUGAAUACCAGGUGCAUUGAGUUCA
Messenger RNA from Pollicipes pollicipes, 911 nucleotides. Its product is annotated as larval/pupal cuticle protein H1C-like. Bases 20 to 808 code for a protein of 262 amino acids. The record is from RefSeq and is a predicted model, not a curated record. The transcript is spliced from 2 exons. NCBI's taxonomy places the organism in Eukaryota, Metazoa, Arthropoda, Thecostraca, Pollicipedomorpha, Pollicipedidae.